Molecule: messenger RNA, 1215 nt
Organism: Microthlaspi erraticum
Lineage: Eukaryota; Viridiplantae; Streptophyta; Magnoliopsida; Brassicales; Brassicaceae
Source: the annotation of a GenBank genome assembly
AUGAUCACGUCCUUCUCCAGACUCCAAAUCUCGAUCCCCGAAUCCAUUCCGUAUUCUCCGCGAUUCCCUCUGCCUAGUCAACAGCGGUUCCGGUUCCGGUUCGGGUUAUACCUCCGAUUUCCCGCUCAACGAAAGAGUCUCGAUCAAAUGGAGUGGAUGAACCGCCUUGGAAUCGGCUGCUUUGCGACGAAUCGGAGCAAAAGAGAAGUGAAGACAGAGAUCGACAGCGGAGGAGAGGAUUUCUUCGAUGCUGCUGCCAUGGAGUCCUCAGAGAAGCCGGACCAUUUAGUAAUCAUGGUGAACGGUAUCAUUGGCAGUUCGGCGGAUUGGAAAUAUGCGGCGGAGCAGUUCGUGAAGAAGUUCCCAGAUAAAGUACUUGUGCACCGUAGCGAGAGCAAUAGUGCAACGUUGACGUUUGAUGGUGUUGAUAAGAUGGGUGAGAGGCUAGCGAAUGAGGUUGUGUCUGUUAUUAAGCACAGAAAUGGACUGAGGAAGAUCUCAUUUGUGGCUCAUUCGUUAGGAGGUCUCGUUGCAAGAUAUGCCAUUGGGAAGCUCUAUGAACAGCCCGGCGAAAUUGCUGGGUUAGAACCUAUAAACUUUAUAACUUUCGCAACGCCUCAUCUUGGUUCGAGGGGACAUAGACAGUUCCCGAUUCUUUGUGGCCUUCCUUUUCUUGAGAGAAAAGCAUCCGAAACUGCACACUUGGCUGCUGGGAGGACCGGAAAGCAUUUGUUUCUUGUGGAUAAGGAUGAUGGGAAACCUCCACUUCUUAUCCGGAUGGCUACAGAUUCUGAUGACUUGAAAUUCAUAUCAGCUUUACAUGCCUUCAAGCGUCGUGUGGCGUAUGCAAAUGUGAACUUCGACUAUAUGGUUGGAUGGAGGACAUCUUCAAUUCGCCGUCCAAAUGAGCUCCCAGAGCCAAAUCUUCUAGCGACUGAUCCAAGUUAUCCACAUAUUGUAUACGUAGAACAAGGAAAUGUAGACAAUGGUAGUUGCCAGUCAACUUCUACAGUAGUAACAACAGAUGAAAGCAAUGAUCUUGAAGAGGAAAUGUUACAUGGACUUGGUCAGUUAUCGUGGGAACGAGUAGACGUUAGCUUUCACAAUAGCAAGCAACGAUACGCCGCUCAUAGUACCAUUCAGGUGAAGACAUAUUGGUUACAUUCUGAUGGCAAAGAUGUUGUCUUCCACAUGAUGGAUCAUUUCUGUCUCUAG